AUGACAUUAUUGCAUGUGACACCAAAGGCCGGGUUGUUAGACUACGCUCUGGAAGCGGUACCCUUGCUGAUGAAGUCUAACAUUAUGUGGACUCUAAUAGCGUGCUUAUGUGCGUUGGCAAUUUCCGGAACCAAAUCCCAGUCAUUCUCGGAGCGCAGUUUGAGGCCUGAGAGCGCCGUUCUCGUGCAGUCUUUCCGAAAGUACUUGGCAGGGGUAGAAAGAAAAAGACGAGACGAACUAGAGCGUAAUGGAAGAGCUACCUCCAACUCAACACAAAAUCCAAUGAGCAGUCUUCUCUGUACCGAUAGGAAAGAUUGCGGAAACAUUAUUCAAAACUUUGGUCUCUAUCUGGAUCCCAAAUCAGCACUGCGCAUGUGUAAAACUGGCCCAAAGGGUUCCCAGCGAAUUCUUAUUCAGAGUAAUUACGAUACUUCCCCAUACUGCCAGUACCUGCAGUCCCACUUUAAUAUCUGUGAAAACAAGACGGCGGUAAUGGAAAUCGGGUGUCAGUUUACUUGUGAGAAAUGCAAAGUUUGCGAUGACGACGAGUGUAAAUGCAGCAAGUACUCCAAGGGAAAAUAUGUGGACGGACGCUACGUAUGUAAAUGUAACAAAGGAUUCCGUGGGGACGGCUUCACCUGCCUCAAUAUAGACGAAUGUAAAGAGGGGUUAGACGAUUGUCACGAUACACGAGCCCAUUGCACGGAUCUGACGCCUUUCUGGAAAUGUUACUGUAAGACAGGCUACAGUGGAGACGGGAAAACCUGUGAAGAUGUGGACGAGUGUGCCAAGAAGGCGUUCGCUCCAAAUAAAGAAUGUGACGAGUAUGCUAACUGUACAAACACAGUGGGCAGUUAUUAUUGUACCUGUAAAACGGGAUUCACCGGAGAUGGAUACUUCUGCAACGAUGAAGACGAAUGUAGAUUAGCAAAGGACUCGUGUGCUCGUGAUUCCUCUGACAACAGGAUAGCUCGCUGUACCAAUACGUUUGGUUCCUAUAAAUGCUCCUGUCAUGAAGGCUACAAGGACACGGGAAAAUCUUCAGACGGACGGCAGUGUGUUGAUCGUAAUGAAUGUACUGAAGGAGGUCACAAUUGUCACAAGAACGGCUUCUGUAAGAACACCAUUGGUUCCUUUACGUGUGGCUGUAACUCGGGAUAUGAAGGAGAUGGAGUGCGCUGUGUUUGGUCUAACCCAUGUCUUCAACUCAACAACAAUACCUGUGAUUCUAACGCCGAGUGUAUCGCUGAUCUGGAGCAUCAUAAUUACACCUGUCAAUGUAAUGAGGGAUACAGGAGCACUGGCAGCAAGCCUGGAAGAAAAUGUGACAACAUCAAUGAGUGUCUGGAGGGAACCCAUCAAUGUGACAAGAGCAGGGUGAGAGCUACUUGUACGGAUACAGUGGGCAGCUACAAAUGUUCCUGUAACAGAGGCUGGGAGGGAACUGGUUCUCCAAACUGUACUGACGUGAAUGAAUGCUUCGAUGAUACACACAACUGUGUAGGGUUAGCUAUGUGUGUGAAUACUCCGGGAUCCUUUAGAUGUGAAUGUCCCAAAGGUUACGCGUUGGCUGCAAACAAACGAAGUUGUGUUGAUAUUAACGAGUGUGCUCUAGGUACAGAUAAUUGUCAUAGUUUAGCGACCUGUAAGAACACAGUUGGUUCCUUUACCUGUACAUGCAAAGUUGGCUAUGAGGGAUCAGGAACAGUGUGCAGAGACAUAGACGAAUGCAAACGAGGACUAGAUAAAUGUGACGCACGUGCCACCUGUAUUAAUACCCAAGGCUCCUACACAUGUGCGUGUAGAACAGGAUUUGCAGGAAAUGGAUUCAAUUGUACAGAUAUUGAUGAAUGUAAACUGGGUACACACAAAUGCAACAAGACAUACACUACCUGUAAAAAUACAAUUGGAUCGUAUCGCUGUCAAUGCAACACAGGAUUUGAACCUGAUGGAAAUGAUUGCAAAGAUAUUAAUGAAUGUGGAAGAAACGUACAUUCGUGUUCGAAGUACGCUUCUUGUCGGAACACGUGGGGUUCGUAUCAAUGUCAAUGUCGAGUGGGAUUCUCAGGAAAUGGAUGGAGCUGUAGAGAUGAUGACGAAUGUGCAAAAGGAACAGACACUUGUCCUGAACCAAAGGAAGGAGUGUGUACAAACACAAUAGGAUCAUACAAAUGCUCGUGUAUCGCGGGAUAUGACUACAAAAAUAAUAAAUGCAUAGAUAUCGAUGAGUGUGUUCGAGGAAAUCACAACUGCAAAGGACCGUCUCGCUGUAAUAACACUAUAGGAUCGUUCAGAUGCGAAUGUCACACUGGGUAUGAACUUAGGGGAGGGAUAUGUGUUGAUAUUAAUGAAUGUGCAACAAAAAAAGACAACUGUGAUAAAACUCCGGGAUAUUCUACUUGUACGAAUACCGUUGGAUCAUACACAUGUCAGUGUAAUCCUGGAUUUGAAGGCAACGGAUUUGUUUGUAAAGAUAUAAAUGAAUGUGACAGAGGUAGCGACAGAUGUCAUGACAAAGCUGACUGUGCCAACACAAUCGGUUCCUAUAACUGUACAUGUAUAACGGGAUACGAGGGCGACGGAUUUAAUUGCAAAAAUAUUGAUGAGUGUGCAAGAGGGACACAUACAUGUGAUAAAAGGACUUCCCCUAAACGAGCAACUUGCACAGAUACGGCGGGGUCCUUUACCUGUAAAUGUAACACUGGAUUUGCUGGAGAUGGGAAAGUUUGCCGAGAUAUUGAUGAAUGUGACAAAAAUACACACAACUGUCAUCGCCCACAUGCUGAAUGUUCCAAUACGAUAGGAAGCUUCACUUGCAAAUGUAAGAAAGGAUUCCGAGGGGAUGGAUUCACAUGUAAAGAUAUUGAUGAAUGUAAAGAGAACACACAUAAUUGUCACAGACCCCACGCCAUGUGUGACAAUACUAUAGGUUCCUUUACAUGUAAAUGUAAGUCUGGAUAUAGAGGGGAUGGAUUCACGUGUUCACCCGUUAAACAUUGCCUGGAAGGUACAGAUGAUUGUAGUAAAUACGCCAAAUGUACAGAUCUUGCUAAAGGAGGAGAUUACAAAUGUGAUUGUAACUUCGGUUUCUUUGGCGGUGGAAAAACAUGUACUGGAAGUCGAGGAAAACGCUUUCUUGUUCUCUUCAUGAAAAAUAUAAUGGAUCCCACGCAAACAAGUCCUGGUCCAAAGCACGCACAGAUUUACAUUGCAUCCGUAGAUAAGACAGACCUCAAAGUUACUACAUCUGCCAGCUUGUCUUCCAAGUUAAAGACCAAGAUAGACAGGAGAGAAUCUAUGAAAUCAAAUUCUGAGAAGAUACUCACCAUACCCUUUGAAAUUCGAGUAAACGAUUUCCAAGUAGAAAACAGGGGAAUUAUAGUGGAAACGACUAAAACUACUUCGGUAUUCGCCCUGAAUCAUGACGGUUAUACAUCUGACAGCACUCUUAUCCUGCCAAUAGACAGACUGGGGACUAAGUAUAUAGUGCCAACAACAGUACCUUACGAUAGCCGCCACUCUGACUACAACAGCCAAAUAGCCUUUGCAGCAGUUGAAGAUCGAACACGUGUAACAGUUGUUCUAAAGCUUCCUAUAGGACAAUCCAUAAGUUAUCUUGGUAAGAGGUAUACGGACGGGGGCAGAAUCAUUGUAAAUUUGAACAAAUAUCAAACCUUCCAGCUUUCACAUAAUGGCGAUCUGACUGGAACCAGAAUUUCUUCAAGUAAGAUUGUUGCAGUUUUCUCUGGAAAUCGAUGUAACAAACUGAAUCGAUUCGGCUUCUGUAGUCAUUUGGUGGAGCAAAUCCCUCCAGUGGAAAGCCUGGAUACAACCUAUGUGGUUCCUCCACAUGUGGAGAGAAGUGGAACUCAUGUCAAAGUGGUGGCUGCUCACACUGGGUCCACAACCUUCUCUUACUCUGUAGACACAUCCAAAAAUACAACAACUAUAGGCACAUAUGGUAACUUUGAUAAAAUUGUUACUGGUAAACAAGCGGUUGUUAUCGAAGCUAAGCGACAGGUGCUUGUUUUGAGUUUUGGUCUUGGAGCAUUUAGGUCAAGGAACGGAGAUCCCUAUAUGACAAUGGUCCCUGGUGUUAACCAGUAUGUUCAUCAGUACCACAUCGCUGUGCCAGAUGGAUUUGAUAAAAACUAUAUUGCUAUAAUUGUGAAGAAAAGUUCAAAGAAAAACUUGCGAAUGGACAAUGCCAUCAUUAGUUCCUCGGACAUCGUGUCUGAGAGUUCUGUCAGAGUCGGAGGCACAGAGUAUAUCGCAAUGGCUGUCAGUACCACUAAAGGUGUGCACCGAGUAGAGACCACAGACAAAUCCCUAUUUGGUCUUAUGGUUUAUGGUCACGGGCGUGAUGAUGGAUACGGUUUCGCUGCUAACAUUCUUGGUCCUGGGAAAAUCUACAUAGACGAAUGCAAACGAGGACUGGAUAAAUGUGACUCUCGGGCUACCUGUACUAACGCCCCAGGUUACUAUUCAUGUGCUUGCUUGAAAGGGUUCAAAGGAGAUGGAUAUAACUGCAAAGACGUUAAUGAAUGCAUUCAAGGCUUACACAACUGUGUGGGGUUAGCUCUGUGUGUGAAUACCCCAGGAUCCUUCAGAUGUACCUGUCCCAAAGGUUAUGAGUUUAAUGUAAACAAAUACAGUUGUGUUGAUAUUAACGAGUGUGCUCUGGGUACGGAUAAUUGUAAUGGUUUAGCGUAUUGUUCAAACACAAACGGUUCCUUUAUCUGCACAUGCAAAGCUGGCUAUGAGCGAUCAGGAACAGUUUGCAAAGAUAUAGACGAAUGCAAACGAGGACUGGAUAAAUGUGACUCUCGGGCUACCUGUACUAACGCCCCAGGUUACUACACAUGUGCUUGCAGGAAAGGGUUUAAAGGAGAUGGAUAUAACUGUAAAGACAUGAAUGAGUGUAAACGGGGCUUACAUUCCUGUCAUCGCAUACAUGCAGAGUGUUUAAACACAUUUGGAAGCUUCAAAUGUAGGUGUAAGAAAGGAUUCAAAGGAGACGGUUACACAUGUACAGAUAUUGAUGAGUGUGCUCUGGGAGUAGACACCUGUCAUAGCGAUGCUGUGUGUAGGAACACAAUUGGUUCGUUUACCUGUACAUGCAAACCUGGAUUCACUGGCACGGGAAAAAACUGCUCAGAUGUUGAUGAAUGUGCUACAAAAACGAACAAUUGUGAUAAAACUCAAGGAUAUUCUAUGUGUACAAAUACCGUUGGAUCAUAUUCAUGUCAGUGUAAUUCUGGAUUUGAAGGCAACGGAUUUGCUUGUACAGAUAUUGAUGAAUGUAAAGAGAACACACAUAAUUGUCACAGACCCCACGCCAUGUGUGAAAAUACUAUUGGAUCCUUUAUAUGUAAAUGUAAGUCUGGAUAUAGAGGGGAUGGAUUCAAGUGUUCACCCCUUAAACAUUGCCUGGAAGGUACAGAUGAUUGUAGUAAAUACGCCAAAUGUACAGAUCUUUUUAAAGGAGGAGAUUACAAAUGUGAUUGUUACUUCGGUUUCUUUGGGGGUGGAAAAACAUGUACUGGAAGUCGAGGAAAAAGAUUUCUUGUUCUCUUCAUGAAAAAUAUAAUGGACCCCACGCAAACAAGUCCUGGUCCAAAGCACGCACAGAUUUACAUUGCAUCCAUAGAUAAGACAGACCUCAAAGUUACUACAUCUGCCAGCUUGUCUUCCAAGUUAAAGACCAAGAUAGACAGGAGAGAAUCUAUGAAAUCGAAUUCUGAGAAGAUACUCACCAUUCACUUCGAAAUUCGAACAAACGAUUUUCAAGUGGAAAACAAAGGAAUUAUAGUAGAGACGUCUAAAACUACUUCGGUAUUCGCCCUGAAUCAUGACGGUUAUACAUCUGACAGCACUCUUAUCCUGCCGACAGACAGACUGGGGACUAGGUAUAUAGUGCCAACAACAGUACCUUACGAUAGCCGCCACUCUGACUACAACAGCCAGAUAGCCUUUGCAGCAGUUCAAGACAGAACACGUGUAACAGUUGUUCUAAAACUUCCUAUAGGACAAUCUAUAAGCUAUCUUGGGAAGUGGUAUACGGACGGGGACAGAAUUGUUGUAAAUUUGAACAAAUACCAAACCUUCCAGCUUUCACAUAAUGGCGAUCUGACUGGAACCAGAAUUUCUUCAAGUAAGAUUGUUGCAGUUUUCUCUGGAAAUCGAUGUAACAAACUAAACCGAUUCGGCUACUGUAGUCAUUUGGUGGAGCAAAUCCCUCCAGUGGAAAGCCUGGAUACAACCUAUGUGGUUCCUCCACACAUGGAGAGAAGUGGAACUCAUGUCAAAGUGGUGGCUGCUCACACUGGGUCCACAACCUUCUCUUACUCUGUAGACACAUCCAAAAAUACAAAAACUAUAGGCACAUAUGGUAACUUUGAUAAAAUUGUUACUGGUAAACAAGCGGUUGUCAUCGAAGCUAAGCGACAGGUGCUUGUUUUGAGUUUUGGUCUUGGAGCAUUUAGGUCAAGGAAUGGAGAUCCCUAUAUGACAAUGGUACCUGGUGUUAACCAGUAUGUUCAUCAGUAUCAGAUCGCUGUACCAGAUGGAUUUGAUAAAAACUAUAUUUCAAUAAUUGUGAAGAAAAGUUCAAAGAAAAACUUGCGAGUAGACAAUGCCAUCAUUAGUUCCUCGGACGUCGUGUCUGAGAGUUCUGUCAGAGUCGGAGGCACAGAGUAUAUCGCAAUGGCUGUCAGUACCACCAAAGGUGUGCACCGAGUAGAGACCACAGACAAAUCCCGAUUUGGUCUUAUGGUUUAUGGUCACAGUCGUGAUGAUGGAUACGGGUUCGCUGCUAACAUACUUGGUCCUGGGAAAAUCUAAC
This is a messenger RNA of Saccostrea echinata, 6844 nucleotides long. RefSeq names its product fibrillin-1-like. Gene Ontology annotation, molecular function: calcium ion binding. NCBI's taxonomy places the organism in Eukaryota, Metazoa, Mollusca, Bivalvia, Ostreida, Ostreidae. Bases 1 to 6843 code for a protein of 2280 amino acids. The record is from RefSeq and is a predicted model, not a curated record. The transcript has 35 exons.